AUGGCAGUAGUAUGGCAUAGGAUCCUGAGAGAGGUGCGAGGUGGCAGCAGUGCUGAGACUUUGCUACGGCCAGGAGCUAAGCUUGGUUGCCCGCGGUGCAUAAUCAAGAAACAGACGCUGGGCUGUUCGAGUUCGAUGGUGCCUCCCGUGGUCUGCGGCGCCAGGCGCUUGGGAAGCAUGUGCUCCGCUGGUUAUGGCCGUGGCAUGGCUCGCUCCAUGGCUUACCUGCUGCGGUCAAGAGCAACGAUAAGGAGUACAUGCUCCCAGCACUCCGCCGCGCCCUGGCAUGCCCUGAGAUUUGCUGGACGCCGGAGAACACACGACGCUGCGGCAGCGCGUUGCACGGCGGGGGCCACCUCCCACGACGGCGGCGGCUGGGGCCAGCGUCCACGGCUCGCUGCAGUCACGACGGCACGCCGGAGAGGGCACCGCAGUGGACUGGCCGACCGAGGCGGCGCUGGGCCUUUUGGUGAGAGGCACGCCGCCGCAGCGCCAGGACAGGGGCAGCGUAGGGCAUACGGGGCGCAUGGAGAGGCACCGGGGCCUUGCGUGGGUGUCUGGCCGUGGACUGCUGCGACUGCUUUGGACUGGCGCUGGCGGUGCUCCAGGGCGCGCGAUUCGCCCAGGGCUGCGCCGUUCGCUGGAGCUGGGGCUGCUGCUGGGGCCUUGGGGGCUGCGGUGGUGUCUGCGGGAGCAGUGGGCGCUCAGGGAUGGAGAAUUCGAUAG
This is a messenger RNA of Mytilinidion resinicola, 726 nucleotides long. RefSeq lists its product as uncharacterized. The record is from RefSeq and is a predicted model, not a curated record. NCBI's taxonomy places the organism in Eukaryota, Fungi, Ascomycota, Dothideomycetes, Mytilinidiales, Mytilinidiaceae. The coding region runs from base 1 to 726 and encodes 241 amino acids. The transcript has 2 exons.